Molecule: messenger RNA, 1941 nt
Organism: Parasteatoda tepidariorum (common house spider)
Lineage: Eukaryota; Metazoa; Arthropoda; Arachnida; Araneae; Theridiidae
Source: RefSeq, a predicted model, not a curated record
AAAUUAUCAAUCUCAAAAAUAGCAAAGGGAGGAAGUAAUUUAUAUCGAUUUGUAGUCAAAAUAUCGAAGAGUAUUUGUGCUACUUGGUUCACAAAUGAAUAUACACCUGUUUUUAAGAAGGAAAUAGAAAAGAAUAGUUUUUUAUUUUAUCAUUUUCCUUAUCUUAUCAACUUUAUAGCUAAUAUUUAUUAAGUCAUAGUAUAGAAGAGAUAAUAUAAUUGUGAAACUCAAUUUACCUGAAUUAUCAGUUAUUCUAAAAUAAAGCCAUAUUCUUAUCAUUAAAGGAAAGAGUUAGGACAAAUGUGACAGAAAUAAAUUUAUAAUCGAUGCUGAAUAAUGGCUGAAGCUGCAAAAAAUACAGUAUGCUUAGAGACUAAUAAUAUUACGCGAAUCAUAAAAAUCGUGAAUUUCAGCAAUACAAAACCCGGUGACAAAAUCAAAGACCAGGAUAUUUCACAUAAGUGCAUUUUUGUCAAACUGCUGCAAAUCAGAGUUUAUCCGGCAGGAAAAAGCCAACACAAAGGAUAUGUUUCUGUAAUGAUUAGAAGGCACUGGAUACCUGAGUAUCCCUUGAGUUUCCAUUGCACAGUCAACAUCAUCGACGAAUUCGGUGAACUCAGAUUACCAGCUUCGUUUGGGCAUCGAAGUCGAGGCGAGAGAAGCGUAGAAGAUAUCGGCCUGGAAAAAUAUAUCAGCCGAUUCGAACUUUUGAAUGACACAAGCGGACUACUGCCCAAUAAUACACUGACCUUACAUUGUGAAGUGUCGUAUACAAUCGAAUCAGCUAAGGAGCCGAUGGCUGAAAGCUUAUGGAACAUGAUAAACUUAUUGUGUGAAAUGUUUCCACAAAGAGAAGACAGGGAUGUUCCAAAUCAGGUGAAAAAAUGGACAUUUUUGAUUCAAACAAACGAAGGCGAUACCUUUCCGCUAAAAUUCGAAGAGGGCAGAAGAACUUUGGGUUCGGAAGUGCUAGAAGCGUCAAGGGUCAUCAGUGCAAUGGUGGAGACGCCGAUGACGGAAAAGAUUGAGCAGAAAGUUAUCCUUGCAGAUGUCGAUUGUGGGACAUUGAGUAAUUUCUUGAGUUAUGUCGAGAGGAAGAGACUUAUAGUCAAUACUGUAGAAGAAGCUUGUAAUCUUUAUGAAAUGGCGGACAAGUAUGCGGUUAUGAAUUUAAUGCGAGAUUGUGGGAGCUAUUUGGCACACAAUCUUAAUUCAGAUAAUAUGAUCGAAAUAUCAUUUCUGGCAGACAUACAUAAUGAUGAUACAUUGUUCCAUGAAUGCAAUAAGUGCUUGAAGCAAAAUAUCAGUAUAGAGAAUGUCCAUGAAAUAUUCAAUUUGGCAAAAAAUCGAUGUGCUCAUGAAUUGUUAACUUCAGUUGGUGAGUUUGUUAGUGAAAAUAGAAAUACUUUAUUAGAAAGAGGACAUGAAAGUAUUGUGCAUUGGUUAGAUGAAAGAGACAGAGAAGUUGAAACUGUGGUUGUAGAAGACAGAAUACUAGGCGAUGACACAGCACCAGAAUCUCUAAACAGUUUAGAACCUCCGAUUUCAGGUCAAUUUGAAUUCUAUCGAUAAUAAUGUUAUUCACUUAUACAGCAUCCUAUUUCAUAUAACAUUACUGAUUGAGAAAAAAUCCCCUUUCAAAGAUAAUGUAUAAGAAUUUCCAUUUUAGUAAUUUGUAAUUAUCACUGGGGUAUUUUAGUACAAUUUUUUAUACUUUUUUAGCAAUAACUCUGCUUUGAACUAUUGUUAAAAAUUAGUUUCUUUUUUUUUAAUGAACCAAUUAUUAAAACAGUAUUACAAACACAAUAAAUAAGACCAAUUUCUCAAUGUCUAAUUUCCAAUCGACUGAUUCUUUUUGGCUAUUCUUAAAUAAAUAAUUACCAAAAAUUAUUUGUUGCUUGGUAUUAUCUUUGGAUAAACGCUUUAACAAUCGUGCACAAC